AUGAAGGGAAACUUCAGGAAAAGAGACAGCUCUACAAACUCAAGAAAGGGUGGUAAUCCUGACAAUAACUACACCAAUGGAGGCGGUUCAAGUAACCAAAAUAAUGGCUCAAUGUUCUAUGAGAAUGCUGAAACUACCAAAAAUUUCAAUGACCGCCAAGAUUAUUUACUAGUCAAUAGUAUUGGCUCCAAUGUCACCGUGACUGUCACUUCUGGUGUGAAGUACGACGGUUUGUUAGUCUCCUGUAAUUUGGAGUCCUCCAACGGUGUUGAUGUGGUCUUGAGAUUCCCCAAAGUUGUUGAUGCAGGAGUAAGUAACUCUGUAGAUGACUUGGCCAGAACUUUGGGAGAAACCCUUUUGAUUCACGGCGAAGAUGUCGCUGAGUUGGAAUUGAAGAACAUCGAUUUGUCUCUUGAUGAGAAAUGGGAAAAUUCCAAAAUUCAAGAGGCAACACCCGCUAGAGAUUCUGAAAAGGAAAAGGUUAAUAGCGAAUUGAAUGAAAGCGGUAAGUUCAGAACUGAUGUUGACAUCUCUCGCUCUGGUAAAGAAAUUAAGGAGCGUAAAUUAGAAAAAUGGACACCUGAAGAAGGAACCGAACGUUUCGACAUCAAUAAGGGACAAACCUUGGAAGACGAUUCAACUGCGUGGGAUCAAUUUGCUGUCAACGAAAAAAAAUUUGGUGUCAAGUCGACUUUUGAUGAGCAUUUGUAUACGACAAAGAUUAAUAAGGAAGAUCCUAAUUUUGGGAAAAGAUUGCAAGAGGCAGAAAGAAUUGCCAAGGAAAUUGAAUCUCAAGGGCCCUCAGGUAAUAUUCAUAUCGCAGAAGACAGAGGUAUUAAUAUCGACGAUUCUGGCUUAGACGAAGAAGACUUAUAUUCAGGUGUUGAUAGAAGGGGCGAUGAGUUGUUGGCUGCUUUGAAAAGUAACUCAAAACCUAAUGCAAACAAGGCGAGCAGAUAUGUUCCACCAACUUUGAGGCAACAACCUCAUAAUAUGGAUCCUGCAAUUAUCUCUUCAAGUAAUUCUACCAACAACGAAACUGUUGCUGCUACUACUGUUACCACUCCUGCAGAAGCAGAAGCAACAAAGGAAAAAGUCUCUCAAAAGUCCCUCAAGAGCAAGAAAGGUUUAAGUAGCAAAGAAGCUCAAAUCGAAGAAUUAAAGAAAUUUUCCGAGAAAUUCAAGGUUCCUUACGAUAUACCAAAGGAUAUGCCGGAAGUUUUGAAAAGGUCAAACUCGACAUUGAAAUCCAAUUCUUCGCUUCCACCAAAACCAAUUAGCAAAACGCCUUCCGCUAAGACUGUUUCUCCAACUGCUCAGGUCAUUGCGGGAAAAUCUGAAUCUAGAAGGAGUACAAGCAACAUGUCUCAAGGUCAAUCAUCUGCGGCUCACACCACCAGAUCGAGCACUUCAUCCAGAAGACGUAACCAUGGUUCAUUUUUCGGAGCAAAGAAUCCACAUACCAACGAUGCCAAAAGAGCAGCCUUCGGGAAAAGUUUCAACAUGUUCAUCAAAUCCAAAGAAGCGCACGAUGAAAAACAAAGACAACGUAACGCAUCUGAAAGCAUGGAACCAUUUUUCAUUGAAAAGCCUUACUUCACUGCGCCAACUUGGUUGAAUACGAUUGAAGAAUCAUACAAGACUUUUUUCCCAGACGAGAAUACAGCCAUACAAGAAGCCCAAACCAGGUUCCAGCAACGCCAAAUGAAUUCCAUGGGUCAUGGCGGGCCUGGAAUGAAUCCAAACAUAGGCAUGAACAUGGGCGGGAUGAUGGGCUUCCCCAUGGGAGGUCCAAACGCUUCACCAACCCCGAUGAUGAAUGGUUUCGCCGCAGGAUCCAUGGGAAUGUACAUGCCAUUCCAGCCUCAACCAAUGUUUUACCACCCAUCAAUGCCGCAAAUGAUGCCUGUUAUGGGAAACAAUGGAGCUGAAGAUGGAGGAGGGAACAUAUCACCUCAUAUGCCCUCAGGUUUCAUGGCAGGUGGUCCGGGAGCACCUAUGGGUGCAUUUGGGUAUCCCGGUGGGAUGCCAUUUCAAGGAAUGAUGGGAUCAGGUCCAUCUGGGAUGCCGGCAAGUGGUUCGGCAAUUCACAGUCAUGGUCAUGGUAGAAAUUAUCACCAAAGCAACCACCAUGGUCAUCGUAACAAUAGUACUAGUGGCCAUAAAUAG
This is a messenger RNA of Saccharomyces eubayanus, 2169 nucleotides long. RefSeq names its product Pbp1p (gene PBP1). Gene Ontology annotation, cellular component: cytoplasmic stress granule. NCBI's taxonomy places the organism in Eukaryota, Fungi, Ascomycota, Saccharomycetes, Saccharomycetales, Saccharomycetaceae. Bases 1 to 2169 code for a protein of 722 amino acids. The record is from RefSeq and is a predicted model, not a curated record. Gene Ontology annotation, biological process: cytoplasmic stress granule assembly. The transcript has a single exon. Gene Ontology annotation, molecular function: RNA binding.